Messenger RNA from Ruditapes philippinarum (Manila clam), 4259 nucleotides. Its product is annotated as kelch-like protein 3. NCBI's taxonomy places the organism in Eukaryota, Metazoa, Mollusca, Bivalvia, Venerida, Veneridae. Gene Ontology annotation, molecular function: protein binding. Bases 162 to 1922 code for a protein of 586 amino acids. The record is from RefSeq and is a predicted model, not a curated record. The transcript is spliced from 12 exons.
CAGGGAACCAAUACUUCACUUCAUUAAUCUGGUUCCCUGUCUAUUAGUGAUCCGCUUUGCGCCUGCGCGCAGCUUAAUUGGCAGAAACUUCCGCUGAGAAUUGGCUGUCAAAACAAGAAAAUUUAAAAUGGCUGCCAGUUGAUACGAAGCUAGUGGUCACCAUGGCAACAAUAGCAAUGGAAGUUGAUAUGAGACCAAAGAUCUUGAUAGGUAGUCGGGAUCCAAGGCCUGCCUUCAAACAUCCACAACAUACCAAUAAGGCAUUUGAGUACUUCAACAUAAUGAGAAAACAGGAUAUAUUGUGUGAUGUGGUUCUUGUGGCAGAUAAUGUUGAAAUACCGUGUCAUAGAGUGGUGCUGUGUGCCUGUAGUCAGUAUUUCUACGCAAUGUUUACUGGAGACUUAGCAGAGGCUAAAUCUAACAGAAUAACUCUACAAGAAAUAGAUCCUACAGCAUUAGUAUUGUUGAUAGAUUUUGUUUAUUCAUCUGAGAUUCAAGUUACAGAAGAAAAUGUUCAGACAUUACUGCCAGCAGCUAAUAUUCUACAGAUGACGGAGGUACGAGAUGCUUGCUGCGAGUUCCUACAAUCUCAAUUACAUCCAUCAAAUGCUCUAGGUAUCAAGGCAUUUGCUGAUCUGCAUGCUUGUACAGAACUGUUCAAUUAUGCUAAUACUUAUUGUGAACAACAUUUUACAGAGUUAUAUCACUAUGAUGAAUUUUUAUCACUGCCGGUUCAGAAUGUAUGUAAACUUAUCUGUAGUGAUAGACUUACAGUCACAUCAGAAGAACAGGUAUUUGAAGCAGUAUUAUCAUGGGUAAAUCAUGACAUUAGUAAUCGUCAGGAGCUAGUAUCUCAAUUGAUAGAGAAUGUGCGUCUACCUCUCAUGACGCAGGAAUAUCUUGUGCAGCGUGUCGAGGAAGAACCUCUCAUCAAGUCAAACAGCCGGUGUAAAGAUUUUCUUAUAGAGGCCAUGAAAUAUCAUCUACUUAAAGGGGAACAAAAGGCAAUAUUCCAGACACCUAGGACUAUACCUAGGACACCACUAGGUCUACCAAAGGUUAUGUUAGUAAUAGGUGGUCAAGCACCUAAGGCUAUACGUAGUGUGGAAUGUUUUGACUUCAAGGAAGAUAGAUGGUUUCAACUUGCUGAGAUGCCCUCUAGAAGAUGUAGAUGUGGUGUAGCAUUGAUUAAUGGUUCAGUAUAUGCUGUUGGAGGGUUUAAUGGAUCUCUGAGAGUAAGAACUGUAGAUAUGUAUGACCCAUUGAAGGAUGUAUGGACGGCCUGUCCUAGUAUGGAGGCACGAAGAAGUACACUAGGUGUAGCUGUCCUAAAUGAUCUCAUUUAUGCUGUUGGAGGAUUUGAUGGUGCUUCAGGUCUGAAUACAGCCGAGUGUUUUGAUGUACGUUGUGGUGAAUGGAGAAUGAUUGCACCAAUGAGUACAAGGAGAAGCAGUGUUGGAGUGGGAGUUCUCAAUGGUUAUGUGUACGCAGUGGGCGGGUAUGAUGGCUCGUCAAGACAAUGUCUCAGCUCAGUAGAGCGAUAUAAUCCCAAUGAUGAUACCUGGUGUGCUGUUGCUGAAAUGUCGUGUAGACGUAGCGGAGCAGGUGUUGGUGUGGUGGAUGGCCUGUUGUAUGCUGUAGGAGGUCAUGAUGGACCACUAGUCAGAAACUCUGUAGAAAUGUAUAAUCCAGAAACCAACUCCUGGACACAACUAGGAGAUAUGCAUAGUUGUAGGAGAAAUGCAGGUGUGGUAGCAAAUGGAGGAUACCUGUAUGUAGUGGGAGGUGAUGAUGGAUCUUCAAAUCUAGGAUCAGUUGAGUGCUAUGACCCUAAAGCUAAUGCUUGGACAUUGUUAUCAUGUAGUAUGAUGACUGGGAGAAGUUAUGCUGGGGUAACUGUUAUAGAUAGACCUACUUACUAGAACUUUUAUCAUCCAAAUCUAGUGGGCUAUAAUACUCACCUCUACACAGAUGUGCUUCUAUCAACAGAAAGGUAUUCAGUAUUCAACCAUGUGGCACUGAUAACACUUGCACCAGACUUGACUUUGUAAAUGUUCUUCAUUUGUUUGGAGGCUUUAACAGUUUAUAUCAUGGUGUCCAUAUGUAAUUUCUGUACCUUCUUGAUGGAUAUUCACACAUUAGUAAAACCUGUCAAGUGCUGGCUGAUACCCAGUGGAAAUAUGUACUGGAAUGUUGGAUGCAGCAAGUACUGGUUGUGAUAGAGAUAGAGUUAAUUGUGUAUAUAUAACUUAUUAUUGUGGGAAUAUCAAUAUGCUUGCAUGCAUUUACACAUUGUUAACCAUCUUCAAUCACACAGCUAUUAUAUCUGGGGUUAAUUAUAACGGCUACAUAAGAUGUUUUUUGUUGGUAAUAUAGAUUUUUCUUUUGCCAAAAGUAAUAACUAUCAUGUAUUUUUGAAGUAAUUAGUAAGAAUUGAUGUGCAGUUAUUAUCUUUGAUACUUUGUGUAGUAAAGUGAAUGUGAGGGAAAAACUGUUUAUCAUUCUGAUUGUUGAAUGUCAUCUGGCACAAAAAUGUCAUCUCCAGUUGAAUAUAUUGUUUAUAAUUUUACAAUUUCUCUGUAAAAAUGUCUGACAAUCAGAUUUGUUCUUGAGAAGAUAUAAGAAGAUGGUUAUUAAGAAAAUGACAUGAGUUUAGCUUACAGCUAAAACGUAGGUUGUAUUAUUGAAUAUCCUAAACAUUGUGCUUGCAUUUUUAUAUGCCCAAAAGAAUUUCGGGCAUAUUAUGUUAUACCCCCUGGCGUCCGUCCGUCCGUACAAACCCAGAGGUACUUGUGUGACUUGAAGAACAAUGGGUAGCAGUAAAUUCUCUUUGAUCCUAAUCAUUCCGUUUUUACUUGAGUGUCUUUUUUUUAAGCCUUGUGUGACUAAAAAUGGCUAAAAAGAUCAAAGAACCACAUAAGUACUAUUUGAUAAGUAUGUCCGUCCGUCCCUUAGCAAUUUGGUUUCCGGAGCAUAACUAAAGUUCCAUUUGGCCCACAAUAUUCAAACUUCAUAGUAUGAUUGUCCAUAUUGGGUAGAAGACCCUUAUUGAUUUUGGGGUCACAAUGUCAAAGGUCAAGGUCACUAUUACUUUAAAACUGAAAACAGUUUCUGGAGCAUAACUUAAGUUCCAUUUGGCCCACAAUAUUCAAACUUCAUAGGAGGAUUGUUAUUUGAGGGAGGUAAUACUUUAUUUAAUUCCCAUGUCUUACAAAUGCUUCAUCUUUACUUAAAAAAAACUCACUUUCGGGCAUAUAAUGCCUCGCCUAGCAGUGCUCUUGUUUGUUUGUUUUUUGACAUGCUGAAUUGUUAUUUGAUAUAUGGUUGAACCUCUCGCCAUAAGAUUGUUGUUUGAUAAAAUUGGGACUUUUAUUUGUGGAUUUCAGCUUUAGAAUGACAUAUUGACAUUGUUGUUGAAGUGACAUCAGCAGUUCAGACGAAAAUUUAGGAAAUUAGUAGGUGAAUAGGUUUACACUAAUUUAACAUCUAAGCUAUUUUAACAUUUAAGUACAGUUAUACAUGUGAUGUAUUUGCUAAUGUGAAUUUGUUUUUAUAGAAAGGAGUAUGAAAUACAUUAGUGCUAUUAUUUUGCUAUUUUUAGAAGCAGUGAGAUGAUCUCAUUGUAACAAGUUUUAGCUUUAUAUAUAUGAGCCGUGUCAUGACAUUUCCAACAUAGUGGUCAAAUGACGUAAUCGUAGAAACGCGACGUCAAAAGUGACGCCAAUAUUUCUUAAUGAUAUAACGCGUGCUUUUCCAAUCAUCACUGUGUAGUUUUCAGGGAAAAAUAAUCUGAUCUAUCAUUUUUCAGAUAUGUAUAUUAACACGUCAAUUGCAAACUGAUAAUAUGGUCAGUGAACAGAACAUAGUAAACAUCGACAGAUAUAUGCAAGCGUCCGGCAAUAUACUUGUACAUUCAAAUAUCUCUUUAUCUGUAUAAAGAUAUACUACACAUCACGGUCAAGUAUGCUUGGUUCGUUUUUGGCCCAUUCGUGUUUGCCUAUUCAUUCGGUUUAACCCCAGCAGACAUGCAUUUACACAAUUUUAGCGUAUUUCAUGUGUGAAGUACACAUAUUUUGAGUUUUAUUGUUCUACCAUACAUUUGGCUAUACAGAGAAUAAAAAAAAAUUUGCAAUGGAUGAUUUGAUCAGUUAAAGGUUUUGUGUUUUGCUUUUAUGGCGAAACCUGAUAAUUUUAAUUUAACAGUGUUGUUUUCUUUCAUGUUUUAAAAUGAUAAUCAAAAACCGAGAUAUUGUUAACCA